Molecule: messenger RNA, 1860 nt
Organism: Hibiscus syriacus
Lineage: Eukaryota; Viridiplantae; Streptophyta; Magnoliopsida; Malvales; Malvaceae
Product: regulation of nuclear pre-mRNA domain-containing protein 1B-like
Exons: 8
Coding region: 16-1710 (564 amino acids)
Biological process (GO): mRNA 3'-end processing
Cellular component (GO): RNA polymerase II, holoenzyme
Molecular function (GO): RNA polymerase II complex binding
Source: RefSeq, a predicted model, not a curated record
CUACUGCUGCAAGCAAUGCCAGGUUCCAGGCUAUGUGAAAGCUUGUUAAGCAGCAAGAUGAGCAAUGAUGCUUUUGAUGAACAGAUACUAACCGAGAAGCUGUCAAAACUCAACAAUUCACAGCAAAGCAUCGAAUAUUUGUCUCGAUGGUGUAUUACUCACCGGAAGAAGGCAAAACAAAUUGUUGAAACGUGGGAUAAAUUAUUCAACUCUUCUCAGAAAGAACGGCGUGUUUCCUUUCUGUAUUUGGCUAACGACAUAUUGCAAAAUAGCAGACGGAAGGGAAGUGAAUUUGUGAAUGAAUUCUGGAAAGUUCUUCCUGCAGCCCUCAAACAUGUGUACGACAAUGGUGAUGAUAACGGAAAGAAAGCUGUAACCAGACUGAUUGACAUAUGGGAAGAAAGAAAAGUUUUUGGCACUCGAGGGCAGAAUCUUAAAUCUGAAAUACUCAGUAAGAGUCUCCCACCACCGUUUGUGAACAAUGGAAAAAGCUCAAAUCCUAUCAAGACAGUGAAGAGGGAUGCUCGUGCAGUGAGAAUCAAAUUAGCUGUUGGAGGUCUUCCUGAAAAGAUACUAAGUGCAUAUCAAUCUGUUAUCGAGGACAAUUCAAAUGAGGAUACUGCUUUAAACAAAUGCAGUGCUGCAGUACAGAACUUGAUUAAAAUUGAGGAAAAUGUUGGAAGUAGUUUAGCUCAAGGGAAUCAGAAUGGAUCUGCUUUGCUGCAUGAGCUAGAGCAGCAAGAAAACGCAGUCCAACAAUGCAUUGAACAACUUGAAAAUGUUGAAACAACAAGGGCUGCCUUGAUUUUCCAACUCAAAGAAGCACUUCAAGAACAAGAAUCAAAGCUAGAGCUUAUUCACAGUCAGCUGCAAGUUGCUCGUGGUCAUAUUGAGAAAUCAAGCAAUGUAAGGAAGAUCCUUACUUUACCCGCUGGCUCUAGCCAUCUAACUGCUACAUCUAUCCCAACAGCAGAGGCUAUGGCCGUGAUUGAACAGAACAUUCCUUCAGUUCAGCCAACCGGCACUCCUCAUCUUCCGCAACCUAUGAUUUCCUUUGCACCUUCAAAAACAGCUGAAGAAGAUAGCAAGAAAGCAGCUGCUGCUGCUGUUGCGGCUAAGCUUGCUGCUUCAACAUCUUCUGCUCAGAUGCUUACCUCUGUACUUUCAUCCCUUGUUGCUGAAGAAGUGGCCAGGUCCAGUGGGUUUGCAUCGGGAUUAUCAAUGUUUCCUCCAGAAAAGCGCCCCAAACUUGAGAAACCAAUGCCUGUGUCCAAUGUAAGCAAUUUGGACAUUGGCAGUGCAUCUUAUCUUGGCCAGCAACAGCAGCAGCCAAUCAACAACAUGGAACUUGCAUCAUCAAAUGGCAUGCAAUCGGUGUCCCAAGGCAACCUGAUUCAAACUCCGAUGACUUCCGCUUCUCCUGCCACUCCCCCUCCACCACAAUCUCCUUCAAGUCAAUACAUGCAAUCGAGUGGUAUGAUAGGAGGGGUAAUGCCUUAUAGUUAUGGAACAAAUGCACUGCCACCUCCACCUCCUCUUCCCCCACAUAUGGCAAUGAAUUUAGUUAGGCCUGCUUAUCAGCCUCUACAGCCGCCACAACCACAAUCUCAGCCUCAGCAGCAACCGACCACUGGAGGAUUUUACCGGCCACCAGGCAUCGUGUUUUAUGGGCAAAACCCUCAGUCAACACCACCUGUACCUAGACAGUGAGCUACAUGGUGGCAUCAACGGCAAACCCAUUGACAUUAUAUUUCCUUGAAAAUUAUGGAGGCUGAGAUGGCCAUGUAUAAUGUAAAUUAGUUAGAGAAUUAUUAGGCUUUUGUUGUGUUAGACUUGAAAUCAGAGCAUGACCAUGCAUGC